Messenger RNA from Spea bombifrons (plains spadefoot toad), 2788 nucleotides. It is a transcript of the gene CWF19L2, whose product is annotated as CWF19 like cell cycle control factor 2. The record is from RefSeq and is a predicted model, not a curated record. The transcript is spliced from 19 exons. Gene Ontology annotation, cellular component: post-mRNA release spliceosomal complex. Gene Ontology annotation, biological process: mRNA splicing, via spliceosome. Bases 121 to 2751 code for a protein of 876 amino acids. Lineage: Eukaryota; Metazoa; Chordata; Amphibia; Anura; Pelobatidae.
UUGCUUGCGAGUGACGUCAUAUCGGCGCGACCUGGGCGAGAUUUGAGCGCGACAUCAGUAACAGGAACUGUUGUUGAGUUACAAGAGUUGUGCGGAGCUACCGGUGACACGUUUUAAGUGAUGUCGGCGUACGAGGGCAGUUUUGAAAGCUCCAGGAGCAUCGAUGAGAAGAAGGAAAGUAGGAGGAAAGCGCGGGAGCAGCUGCUGCGCCAGGCUCAAGAAGAGUAUGAAAAGGAAGAGAAACGUAAGGAGCAAAGACGGCUACGAGGGGAGGACACCUGGAUGCUGAAUGAUGUUAAUGAACGGUUAGAGGAAUUACAACAGGAACAUUCUGGAAAAAAGAAGAAAAAAGAUAAGCAUAAAAAGUCAAAGAAAGAAAAGAAAAAAAGCAGGAAGCAGAAAGCAGAGAAGAAUGAAGAUUCGGAUGGCAGUUCCCAGGAUUCGGAAGAGGAAUGGGUGGAGGCAAACCCGUCUCAAUUAGACAGCUCGGAAAAAGCUUGGAAAGUGAAGAGCUCUGCCGAAAAAGAAAGUGAUCCCGCUGUAAAGAGGGACGACUGGAUGACCUUAGACUUCAUGUCUUUGAAAGCGACGUCGUCUGCGGCAAUAAGAGAGGAGAAGCAGAGAGAGAAAACACUGGAGCGUGAACAAGCCGAAGCCCUGGAAAAGGAAAAAAUACAAGCAAGGGAAUUAAACCCUUUCUGGAAAGAUGGUGGGUUGGGGCUGCCGCCAGAAGAGGGCGAUGUGACCUCAGUCAAAAAAGCUGCUCCUGUUGAAGAUGGAGGCUUGAGCUGGUUAAGAAAAUCAUAUCAAAGGAUGAAAGAACAAUCUGAACGGGAGAAAAGAAGCCUCGAGGACAUUGUCUCGGAGCGAUACGGAUCAAUGGAGAUAUUCGAAAGCAAAAUGGAAGCCGCCGAAAAAGCUGCAACCCAGAAUUCCGGAAGAGAACAUGCCGGAGGAAAAGGAAGGUGGAGAAAAUACCAAGAUAAUGAACCUCGAAGAUUUGUAAAACCAGAUGGCAGAAGUCGUGAUCCGCUUCCUACUUAUUCAAUGCAUGAGAAAUCCACCCGUCGUGAAACUGGGGAGCGCGGUGAAGACAAAGCUAGGUGGGAAAGAAGAGAAUUUGAUAAAAACAGAACAGAAUCAGACCGUAGAAGAUACCAGGAUAGAGGAGGUGAUGUUUUGGCCUCAAAAUCAAAGCCCAAGUUCUUAAAACCCACAGAAAAUGACAAUGCGGUCGGUUUUAAGCCACAGACCAGUAAGCCUGUAGGGACUGCGCCAGAAUUACGGAAAGGCUUUCAAAAACCAGUAAAGGAUGACCCCGAACCGUGGAGAAAAACAUCUUCCAAAGGAUAUAGAGAAGAGACUCAACAACACAAACAGGAGGACAGCCAUGGCGAUGAAAAAAUCGAUAUGGAAGAAAAACCUGACCAGGAUGUAAGCCCAAGAGAUCGGCUCCAAUCUCAACAAAAGCCAUCACCAUGCCCUGAAACCUUUAAACCUCCACAAGUACAAAUCCUUAGCGAGGAGGAAAUGAACAAGCUGGGAGCCAAGAUUGUGAAGGCUGAGCUGCUGGGUAAUAUGGAAUUGGCGUCAAAGCUUCGCAGCCAGCUGGAAGAAGCCCGGCAGCAGAGUAAGGACAGGACCCUACGACAGACAACUACUGACGUGAAAUCGGAUAGAGAGGGGGCUGCUCCGAAAGAAGAAAACGAAAUCCUCCUUGUGAGAACCGAUCAGUCGGGCCGGUCUUGGCCGGUGAAUGCCACGGCAGAUGCGGCCGAGUCUAAGGGCGGGAGGAGGAAGAGACAGAUGGUCCCUACACAUGUCGAUAAGGAGAGGGUGAGAUAUUUCCAUGACGAUGACAACCAAAGCCUCCGUGAUUUGGUGCAGAGAGAAAAGAUGGGAACAGCUGAGGAUCAAAACAGAAUGUUCAUGCGGAUGGCAUCCAAGUUUAUGGAGAAAACUGACCAAGAUUAUUACACUUUGGAUGACAUGUUUGUCUCCAAAGCCGCAAAGAAGGAACGUCUUGGUGAAGAAGAUGAGAGAGAGAGGCAACAGGCGAUAUCGCAGCAUCGGAGACUGGCUGCUCGGAUGGAGAAGUGCGCAUAUUGCUUUGAUAAUGCUGAACUUCCAAAGCAUCUCAUCAUAGCCAUUGGUGCCAAGGUAUAUUUGUGUCUUCCCAAUCAUGUCUCGCUCACAGAGGGCCAUUGCUUGAUUGUCCCCUGCCAGCAUUACACCGCUACCACUUUGCUGGACGAAGACAUAUGGAACGAAAUUCAGAUGUUCCGCAAAGCCUUGGUCAAAAUGUUUGAAGCCAGAGAUUUAGACUGUGUCUUCCUUGAGUCCAACAUAAGUAUGAAGAAGCGUUUCCAUUUGGUCUAUGAAUGCAUCCCUCUUCCUAAAGAAGUGGGUGACAUGGCACCUAUAUAUUUUAAGAAAGCCAUCAUGGAGAGUGAUGAGGAGUGGUCCAUGAAUAAAAAGCUCAUAGACCUGUCUUCAAAGGACAUUAGAAAAUCUGUUCCGAAAGGGUUGCCAUAUUUUUCGGUGGACUUUGGGCUCCAAGGUGGCUUUGCUCACGUCGUUGAGAAUGAACACAAAUUCCCACAUUACUUCGGCAAGGAAAUUAUUGGUGGGAUGUUGGACCUGGAGCCAAGGGUAUGGAGAAAAGCCCUCCGGGAAAACUUUGAGGAUCAGAGGAAAAAAGUUUUACAGUUUGCCCAGUGGUGGAAACCCUUUGACUUCAAUAAAAAUUAGUAUUUUAUUUCCAUACUUUUUUUAACACAAAAUGGUG